GUUGGUCUCUUUGCCAUUUGUUGGCUUCCCAGUCACAUCAUCUACUUGUAUCGUUCCUACCAUUAUUCACAGGUGGACACCUCCAUGGUUCAUUUUGGAUGCAGCGUCGGGGCUCGGAUUCUGGCUUUCACCAACUCCUGCAUCAACCCAUUUGCCCUUUACCUGCUCAGCGAGACCUUCAAGAGGCAGUUUAACCAGCAGCUGUGCUGCUGCUGUCAUUGCAUCCUCAAACACUCCCCACGGAGCCCAACCCAUUUUAACAUACGUGUGACCUCCAUCCACAGCACGCAUCACUCCAUAGCCAGCCUGACCACAGUUAAUGGCAAGCAGAUCUACCAGGAAGACAGUGUGUAAAGUCUAGUAUGGACUGCACAUGUCCAUAUUUCUGCUCACAACAUCGUUUAAUGUUG
This is a messenger RNA of Oryzias latipes (Japanese medaka), 410 nucleotides long. NCBI's taxonomy places the organism in Eukaryota, Metazoa, Chordata, Actinopteri, Beloniformes, Adrianichthyidae. The record is from RefSeq and is a predicted model, not a curated record.